Funneliformis geosporum is the source of this 219-nucleotide messenger RNA. The record is from the annotation of a GenBank genome assembly. Lineage: Eukaryota; Fungi; Glomeromycota; Glomeromycetes; Glomerales; Glomeraceae.
AUGAAUGAAUCUAGAGCCUCUGUUGAUGACAUCAAUGAUCUCAACAUUCAAUUAGCGAAAAAGGAAAGAAAAGAUGACGUCAUAGACCAGGAUGUUGGAUCGGUAGCACGUCGUGUAAACGUACCCGAUCCAACAGAAAAAAGACAAAUUAAUUACAUUUGUGGGGAAACGAUAAAUUACGACAAUACAUAUCCGUUGAAAUUGUUGGUCCGGGUAUGA